This is a messenger RNA of Didymodactylos carnosus, 682 nucleotides long. The record is from the annotation of a GenBank genome assembly. NCBI's taxonomy places the organism in Eukaryota, Metazoa, Rotifera, Eurotatoria, Philodinida, Philodinidae.
AUGAGUAACGCUGGACUUCCGUCAAAUAUAGCAUUUUAUCGUUACAUUUUGGGGUACCCAGGAACCAAUAAAUCAAUGGCAGUAGAUUUAAUCAAAGAUGCCUGCUUGGAUAUGGAAAACGCUACAGGCAUACCGGAAACCAGCUUAAAAGCAUGUCGUAUGAUGGACUACUUUAUUCAUCAAAAAAAAUGUAUGGCUGAAAGAAAGACUGACGAAGAUAUUGAUCAGUUAAAACAACGUUUUGCUGAAGAGGAUCAAAAACUGGAGCAACAAUCUGCGUUAGACGGUCAAAUAGAACAACGGAAGAGUCAAAAGGAGAAAAAAUCUAAAAUAUCGCCAUACGAAAAGCUCUUAUUGGCACCAGGAGACCGUAUUGCAUGGAACUACCUUCUCCAUCAUCAUGGCGGCUUUGACACCGAACAACUCAAUAUGGCAGCAAAAGAACUAGAAAAGGUAGAAAUAGGUAUUUUAUUUUGUAUACAUUUAACAGAAAACUCUGAAAAAAUCGUUUUUAUAAGAGCAUUCAUCAAGAUUAAACCCACGAAACAAGGCGGAAAAAAGCCCACCACAUACUUUGUUAAAAAGAUCAUCACGCAAGAUCAACAUGAGUUCAAAGAUGUUCAAACAUUCUCCAAUCUAUUGUAUAAAUUUGGGAUUAGCUACUCUGAUUACCUGCAUGCGU